UCUCCCAUACUUGGCAUGGAAGUUACUUUUGCAGUGACUAAAGGUUAUACGACAAUUGUGUUCCUCCCACGUUAUCUGAUAGAGAAGUUACUACGGGAGUUUGCCACAACACUUUACUCGGAUGAUGAUGCUAAUGAGUGGGGUGAUACUGUAAUCUAUGAUAGCUUGAGACUCCUAUAUAAAUACGUCCCUGCACACAACAUUCAGCACACGGGUCUCCAUAACUGCCUCCAGACAGGAAGUUUGAAAAUGCUGAACCACGCAAUUCUUCUACUCGACCUGUUUGCAGUGUCAUCGACAGCGUACGUUGUCACCGGAUCCAUUGCGGAAGAGGGCGAUGUCAACGCUGGAGCGACCCCAGUUGAAAACAUGGGUGAACAAGCCCAAAGGGAGGGCAUCGUGUCGCAAGACGUUGCUAAGCGCCUACGCAUUGCCGUCAAGACCAAGGACAACGAACUGAUCACCGAUGAUGACGAUACAGAAUAUAUUCUGGAAAAGAUCCCCAGCAGCCUCGCCAAUAUGGUGGCAAAAGUCGCCAGUGGUGCUGCUCACGCAGUAACGUCCCCAGCAGGAAAAGUCGUCUCGAAUAUUCUCGAGAAUGUAAAUCACUCUACGCUCUGGAUAAACGUUCAAUAACUGCCCAGGAUGUACUGACAAGACUGUGCGACGACAUCGAAGAUGCUGGGAACACAAUCUUCCAGAGCGGCGUGCUGCUUUAUGGAGGAGAGCUGCCAAAAGAACAGAAUUAGUUCUGCAGUGGGAAAUGACAUGACAAACUGCAGGUACAUGUAAAAAUGUCAAAUAAAAAAAACUCCCAUUUGGCACCCUC
Molecule: messenger RNA, 829 nt
Organism: Ornithodoros turicata
Lineage: Eukaryota; Metazoa; Arthropoda; Arachnida; Ixodida; Argasidae
Exons: 4
Coding region: 16-636 (206 amino acids)
Source: RefSeq, a predicted model, not a curated record